AUGUUAGCUGAAGUGUAUAUUAAGAAGAUUGUUAGUUUACAUGGUAUUCCUUCCAGUAUUGUUUAUGAUAGAGAUUCAAGAUUCACAUCGAGGUUCUGGGAGAGUUUGCAAGAAGCCAUGGGUACUAAACUGAAGUUGAGUUUUGCUUAUCAUUCGCAGAUGGACGGUCAGACAGAGAGGACUGACUAUUCAGUCUUUGGAGGACUUGUUGAAAGCUUGUGUUUUGGAGCAUACUGUUGGUUGAGUUUGCAUACAAAAGUAGUUUCCAUUCUAUUGCGGAAGUAUAUCCCUGAUUCGUCUCAUGUGAUUCAAGUAGGUGAUGUACAAGUUAAAGAGAACUUGACCGUUGAGGCAUCUCCCUUAAGAGUUGAGGUUCACAAUGUGAAGCACUUGAGAGGCAUGGAGAUUGCGUUGGUGAAGGUAGUGUGGGAAGGAUCUGCUGGUGGAAGCAUAACGUGGGAGCUAGAGAGUCAGAUGAGAGAGUCGUAUCUGACUCUGUUUACUUUAGUUUUAGAGAGAAAAAGAGAUGAAGAUGAUCCAAGUCCAAAGACUUAA
Molecule: messenger RNA, 555 nt
Organism: Vicia villosa (hairy vetch)
Lineage: Eukaryota; Viridiplantae; Streptophyta; Magnoliopsida; Fabales; Fabaceae
Exons: 3
Coding region: 1-555 (184 amino acids)
Biological process (GO): DNA integration
Molecular function (GO): nucleic acid binding
Source: RefSeq, a predicted model, not a curated record